This is a messenger RNA of Sphaeramia orbicularis (orbiculate cardinalfish), 5874 nucleotides long. Its product is annotated as long-chain-fatty-acid--CoA ligase ACSBG2-like. NCBI's taxonomy places the organism in Eukaryota, Metazoa, Chordata, Actinopteri, Kurtiformes, Apogonidae. The transcript has 16 exons. The record is from RefSeq and is a predicted model, not a curated record. Gene Ontology annotation, cellular component: endoplasmic reticulum; membrane. Gene Ontology annotation, molecular function: long-chain fatty acid-CoA ligase activity. Bases 3350 to 5680 code for a protein of 776 amino acids.
UAUGUUGGAGUUCAGUCUCAUGUUAAACUUGAAAAUAUGGAAAUGAACAAUCAUACCAUUAGAAGAUUUAAGUGUCAAAACAUGAAUUCAAACCCAGUCAGAUGGUUUAUAAAAAAAAAGGUGCAAUAGUAUUUCUAAUUUGGACUUCAAUCUAAUGCUAUUAGAUGUUUAUUGUAAUUUACAUAAAAGCCUGAAUUAUUUAGUUCAAGGCUGUUGUAAAUUUGUUUUUCCAUAGCCCUUGUAAACCUUCAUUGUAGCCAAACAGAGGCACUGCACCGGUCAUGAACUUGGAUAAAAACCCAAACUAAUACGAAAUAAUGGGUUACAGUCAUGUAAAAGGUAGGUUUAUUUCAGUGUAAUUAGGUUUGGUGUAGGUUUAUUAGUUGAUAGUUGACCUCAAAAUGAAAGACACACUUUUCUAUAAAUCUGGUAUUUCCUCCCCUUAUGCAGGACAUGAAUUUGCACUCUGUAAACCUGAAUUAGUUGAGUUUACUAGAAAUUUGUGUGGAAACCCUGUUGCCUUAACCCACUGUAGUUUUUACACAUGCCGAAACUAAACAUUUUAAGUUGUAUUGACAUAGGUGAUCAUUAAUAUUUACGAAAAGUCAUCAGUUCAGUUAACUAAUUUUCUUUGUACCCCCAACUUGUUUGAAAUAAUUGUCUUAAGCUAAACAUACAUAUACAUUACAUUUAUCACUACUUAAAUUAAUUUGUUAACAUAAAUGAGAUUUCUUCAAAUGUAAUUAGACGAUAUUGUAUUGUAUUGAAGGGAAGACAUUCAACACAUUUAAAUGUUCAGAAAAACAUUUAUUUUUCAAAAAAGUAAGAUAACAUUCUGCAGUGUUACAGUAUUGCACAAACCCUGUUGAUGAAAAGACAAGUAAAAAAAUAUUGAACUGAAAAUAUUUACAAAUUAUCCAAACAAAAAAGACAUUAAUUACCUGAAAAAAAUGAAAAUUCUUAUGAAAAAUAAGUGCAAUUUUAACAAUAUUAUGCCUAAACUUAACAUUUGUACAUUUGAAUUGUGGACCCAAUUUUUAACCCAAUAAUGAAAAAACAAAAACAAAAACUUGAACACUACAGCUUUAAGCAGAAAUAUUAAACGUGAUAAAUAUUGUCCACACAAAAUUAUAUCCUAAUAGAAAUAUUAAAAAAAAGAGUCCAACCUUUAAAGCAGACAUACUAAUACAUAUUUGUCAAUAAGUAUUUUGACAUUUCAUGUUACCAAGUUCCUGGCACUGGAAUUUAAAUUUAUUAUUAUACCCCCACCCCAUAGGGCGGGGUAUAUACUGUAGAUAUAUCACAAAUUCCAUCCAUAUGUCAAAGAUUUUUGUCCAACCUAGUCUCAAAGGCCCUUCACCAGAUUCUUUUCAAAUUUCAUUUUUUUUUUUUUUUUUUUUUUUUUACUACUAGGAGAGGUGCAGUGCACAGUUUGAUGGCUGAAUUAAAUUUUUUUGCAUUAUUAUUAUUAUUAUUAUUAUUAUUAUUAUUAUUAUUAUUUUACACAAAAUAGUUGGCAUGUAUUAAAUUAAUCAAGUAUUUUGAUCACAUUAACGGUAUUACUUAUAUUAUUUUGUUUCACAAUGACAGUAAACUGUUUGUUGGGUUGUAGACCGAACGAAAACCCUUAAGAAUAUCACAUUUGGCAGAGUGAAAUACUGUUUCAUAAAUUUCUUACAUUUAUAUACAUUUUUAUUUGGAAUAUGUUUUACUGUAUAUGUUAUAUAUACAUUCAAAUAUUUUUACAUGAUAUUUAAUUUUUUUCCACAUAUGGAUUAAAAAUAAAUAAAUAAAAAAAAUAUAAUUACUACAACCAUAACUGAAAAAAAUUGACAAAAAGCACAUUGAUACCAAUAAUAAUCAUCUGUAAAUAAUGUAAGGCAAUUUAAAGAAUUUGUCAGAUUAUGUUCCAAUAGUAAUAAAAUUAUGUUUUAUAGCUCGAACAACUAAUCAAUUAAUGGACCAAACUUCAGAAUAAUCGACAGUGAAAGCACUACUUUCAGCAGUAAAGUGAACUGAUGUUUCUGAACUGAGGUUUUUCCAUUUAAAAAGGACUGUUUUUUCACUGCAGUUUUUUAUCUGCAGCAAGUUUAAACAUUUUCUACAUUUAGUGUCAGAUCAGCAGUUCUGACCACACUCAGAUGUUGGCACUAAUCAUUCACACACUCCACCACCAUAUGGGGGUCGAGUGGGGACAAAUGUGGUGUGACUGGAUGGACCGGGUGGUAUGAUUCAAUGACCUUGGUGCCCGUGAUUAAGGUUACUGUGUGUCAUCUGAGAAGUGUGCUGAACUUUCCCCUAUAUUUACUGAAAAAAUACUGUCUGCCUCCUCAACCACAGCUACAAUAUCAGACAGACUGGACCUUUUGCUUUUACGUAAUCGUGGAGAAAAGACGAAUUGACAGCAGUAUCAGACACAUGGAAAGAUAAUGUGUAGAAAUAAGGACAGUUGGACUUAUUUAAGUACAAUAACCUGAACUGUCUUGCUGAUUUUUUAUUACUUUUUAGAAACCAUCUUUAUUUUAAUGCGAAAAUUAUUAUUUUUUUAAAAAUGGAUAUAGGAGAUUUUAGAUUGCUUAAAAAAAUUGUUUGUAGGAUCACCACAAAGUGAAUAUUAUUGAUAAUUCAGAAGUACUUUUAUUGAUGGAAUUAUCUUAAGAUGUUACACAACAUAACUUUUUUGUGGGUCAAAGUCUCAUGUAUCCUCAUAAACCUACAGCACUUAUCAGGGUUUUAUCAUUCUUUUACCCAACAGGCCUCUUCAUGCAUAUCUGAUAAUGUCGGUGCCUAUAAGUCAUUUUUCGAUAAUAAACAUCCUCUUAACUUUCUGAAGCCUUGUCACACUGAUUUAAAAGGUCUCUGAAGUAUCUGUAGCUGUUCUUUGUGUUCUGUGUUGUUUUUAAUCAUCACAGGUGAAUGCCAUUGUCAGAGAAACUACAACAAACACAGCCGCAGACUGUUUUUGUGUGUCAGGUAGCAGGUCUUCUUCACCUUGGAGACUCAUAACCUUUGGUGCACAGUGUUGGUGGAUUUUUAACCAGUCGACGUAACCUCAGCGGCAGACACACAGGAUUGUGCAAGUGUCUGUAGUUCUGGACGAGGCGUGAGUGGUGGGCACAUUUCUUUGAUGCGAGUCCCCUAUAGGCUGACGCUUUUCCCAGGGUGCAACAGUCGAACACCUGAGUUGGGCAAAGGUUGAUGCUGGUUUUUCCUACUACACCUGAAUGCUCCCAUCAAGUUGAUUCCAUUCAGCUGCGUCGCCUGAGGAGAGACAGAGUCAAUCUUAAAACACUCCUUCAGAUCUGCUCGCUGUAGUUGUGGGCUAAACAAACGGCGGUAAAGAUUGAAGAUGGACGACAGGGAUUUAGUGAUGAGUAAUGGGGUCGCAGUCAUGGAUGCUGUAUCUGACAGCAUCCCUAUCCAGAAAAUGCAGAUUCACUCUGACUCCCCAAGUGCGUUGGAUGAGCUCAAAGUCACCCUCAUGGUUAAUGGAGAGGUUAUAGACAAACCGAUUGAGAACGGAGGAGUUGAAUCAUAUUUGCAGGAAUCUGAAGACUCUGAGCUCAGUUCGUCACCAGCUCCAGAGAUCCAAGAGUCUGAACCUGUCACAGACAUCCAGGCACCUGCUCAGCCUCCAAAAUCUACUGAUCUAGAAGGAGCUACUGAAGAAGUCCCACCAGAUGAGCCUAAGCCAGUUCCCUUGUCGUUGGCGAGUGGAGUGACAACUUUAGCCUCAGCUGAGCAGUUUUGGACCACAAGCCGUGACAAGGCCGUGCGGCUGAGGAUGGAGGGCUCGGGUCCGGGGUCUGAGACUCCCAUCACCACCCAUCAGAUGUUUCUGGAGACUGUGGAGAACUUUGGGGAUCACCCAGCCUUGGUUUCUAAAAAGAAUGACCAGUGGGAAAUCAUGACAUGGAGGCAAUACUACGAGCAGUGCAGAGCAGCAGCUAAAAGUUUCCUCAAGCUGGGGCUGGAACGUUACCAUGGUGUGGGAAUUCUGGGAUUCAACGCUCCUGAGUGGUUCAUCUCGGACAUUGGCUGCAUCUUUGCCGGGGGUCUUGCAACUGGCAUCUACGCCACCAACUCACCUGAGGCUUGUCAGUAUGUGGCUCACAACUGUGAGGCCAACGUCCUGGUUGUGGAGGACAACAGACAGCUUCAAAAGAUCCUGCAGGUUAAAGAUCAACUACCUCACCUGAAAGCCAUCGUUCAAUAUAAAGGCGAACUGCAGCAGAAGGCACCGUUCCUGUACACAUGGGCGGAGUUCAUGAAGCUGGGGGAGGAUGUACCCAACAAGCAACUCAAUGAUGUAAUUGACAGUCUUCGAGCCAAUGAAUGCUGUACACUCAUCUAUACCUCAGGAACCACCGGAAACCCCAAAGGAGUCAUGUUGAGCCACGACAAUAUCACAUGGACAACCACCACAGCAGGUAACAUGGUACAUCUAAAUUUUACCGAGGAGGUUGUGAUCAGUUACUUGCCACUCAGCCAUGUUGCAGCCCAGGUCAACGACAUGUGGAUGGUUAUGAAGUUUGCAGGGACCACCUAUUUUGCAGAGCCAGAUGCCCUGAAGGGAUCUUUAGGACAAACACUGAAAGAGGUGCGUCCCACUUCUUUCCUGGGAGUUCCUCGUGUGUGGGAGAAGAUGCAGGAAAAAAUGAAAGCUGUUGGUGCCAAGGCAUCUCCAAUGAGGAAAAGAGUGGGAGACUGGGCCAAGUCCAUAGGACUGCAGUACAACUACAGUGCCAUGAAUGGGGAGAAUGCGGUUCCUUGGGGCUUCAUGUUGGCUAACACCCUUGUCUUCAAGAAGGUGCGGGCUGCAUUGGGCUUAGAUCGCUGUAAAAUAUGUUUGACAGGAGCAGCACCCAUCACCAAAGAGACUCUGGAGUACUUCAUGAGUCUGAACAUCCCCCUGUUGGAGUUGUACGGCAUGAGCGAAAGCUCUGGUCCACACAGUGUCUCCACAAACAGUGAUUACAGAAUUACAAGCUGUGGAAAAGUAAUGCCUGGCUGCAAGAUAAAACUUGACAAACCUGAUGAAGACGGGAACGGAGAGAUUUGUUUCUGGGGACGUAAUGUUUUUAUGGGCUACCUGAACAUGCCUGAUAAAACAGUAGAGGCUCUGGAUGAGUCUGGCUGGCUACACUCUGGUGAUCUGGGCAAACAUGACCAAUUCGACUUCCUGUACAUCACUGGAAGGAUCAAGGAAUUGAUCAUCACAGCAGGCGGAGAAAACAUCCCACCAGUGCUCAUUGAAGAUGCAUUGAAGGCUGAGACCCCCAUCAUCAGCAAUGUUAUGUUAGUUGGAGACAAGCUCAAGUUCCUCUCCAUGCUGAUCACACUCAAAUGUGUCGUGGAUGAUGACGGCAAGCCCACAGACGAGCUGAGCCCUGAAGUUUUGGCCUUCUGCCAACAGAACAAUGUCAGGACAACCAAGGUUUCAGAGAUCAUAACCAACAAGGAGCCAGUUAUUUACAAUGCCAUCCAGGAGGGCAUAGAGCGCAUCAAUGCCAAAGCCACCUCCAACGCCCAGAAGGUCCAGAAGUUUGUCAUACUGGAGAGAGACUUCUCUAUUGAUGGAGGGGAACUGGGUCCCACCAUGAAGCUGAGGAGGCCAGUUGUUGUGAAGAUGCACCAGGAGACAAUAAAUGAAAUGUAUGCAGUGACUGAAAAUAAGUAGUUUGAAACCACUUUUACCAAUAUGAUAAGACAGCACUAAAGGAAGACGGGUCAUGAGAAGACAAGGGACGUCUUCAUAAAAAUCGAACUGUGCCCAAAGUCAUGUUCAGAUAUUUAAGCUCUUCUAUUUAAUGUUGACCUUUCACCUGAAUUUAAGAAAAGUUGAAACAAGGCUGUAGUAGCAUAAGCAGACAG